Molecule: messenger RNA, 159 nt
Organism: Sphenostylis stenocarpa
Lineage: Eukaryota; Viridiplantae; Streptophyta; Magnoliopsida; Fabales; Fabaceae
Source: the annotation of a GenBank genome assembly
AUGGAGAAUCGUUCGUCACUCUAUCGUCUGCUCGAACUCUCUCGUCGCUCUCUCGUCUACUCCAACUCUCUCAUCCCUUUCUUGUGCAAAUUUAAUGAUGAUUACACGAAGGAAUUGGAGGAAGCUUGCAGAACCAGAACCAUGGUCGAAGUUCCUUGA